AUGGGUAUCAAACCUCCGCUUCUUGGAUAUAUCAAAGUGCCCAACUUAGAGGUGGAAAAGAAGAAGCAAGAUCGACGCUUCGCUUUAGCCCAGAUCCGCGAUCCGUUGCACGAUCGAGUGGUCCCUUCGCGCGAAAUACCCGUCACGCAACCCGAAGACGAUGACGGCAAAACUCCAUAUAUUGCUGUCUCCUGGAAGUGGACCGAAAUUAAACGCGAGGCUCUUUACGAAGACCCUAACUCGCCGGUUUUCGACUACCGGAUCAAGAGACCAGGUGCGAAGUCUCAUAAGAGUAGUUUUCCUGACUCCUACAUGGAUCGGGUGAUUCGGUUCGUACAGAGCAUCAACGUAUCGAAGCUAUGGAUCGAUAAAGAGUGUAUAUACCAAAGGCCCGGAGACGAGCGUAUGUGGCCAGAAGACAAGCAGCAUGGAGUUCAAAUCAUGGAUGUAGUCUAUGGUGACAGCAACUGCUCGGUGGGGUUACUUACCGUGGACCUUGCACACCAACAGGAUAUCGACCUUCUGUCAAAGCCGCUUCAGGGCCGCCUCUUCAUUGAUCCUAAGAAUAAAGAUUCCCCCAAACUAAGACCCGAAGUCAACAUAAAGGCAGUACAGACGCUUAUUCUUCGUAUCCUCAGUGAUCCUCGCUGGUCACGCGGCUGGAUCUUCCAGGAAGACCAUUUGGCUUCAGACAGGAUGGUCUUGCUCAUACCAUACCCUAAACAUGGCCGUGUAAACUACGACUACGAAUUUGGGGACAUCACUGGAGAGCUGCAGAUCAAUCUUAAGGAUCUCCGACAGAACGUGACGUUGUUCUGCUUGGCUUGCCCUGAAGAACGACAGCGACAGCCCAAUACUGAUAUUAUAGGGAAGCUCAAGCAGUAUAACAUCUGGAACAGAAUCUUCAUAUCGCCUAAAGACAAGUAUCCGUUGCGCUCCCGAAGUGGUAGCAACGAUAGUCGUACUGAUGGCAGUGAGAUCAAACGGCAAAAUAUCGAAUUCAGGACUCCAGCUUUUUUGAAUACUACCAACAGCGUACUGGACGACAUUUGUACCCGGUCGUUGGAGAACGAGGAGGACAGGAUUGCCAUUCUCGCAAACGCUCUGAGGUUUACCAAGCGUAUAAACAUUUCCGAAGGGUCUACCAUACAUGAGCCAGGCAAAUACAGCCUCUCGGUAGCUCUCCUUGCACUUAUACUUAUGAAUGGGGAGAUCUUGACGAGUAGACCAUGGGAGCAAUAUGACUCAAUGUAUCUCCCCAGCGAGAGCAACUUGAUGCGGUACACCUUACGGUCUUAUCUAACGGCAUGCCGACACCCUUUCAUUGUCCCUAACAUGAAACUUCAGCAGAGGUUUGUCGACCGCUGUCGUCUCAAAUCUCCGAAAAUCACAUCUCGUGGUAUUGAGACAAAAGGCUACCUUUUCGAUUUAUUUCCCCAUGAGCAAUUGGAGGGUCAAGCAAAACAGCAUAGCACGCUUUGCUUAACUGAAGCAGACCGGGACGCUUUGUCGGACUUAGGUCAGGGUCCCGUGUUUCGGGGUAGAAAGCUCGAUAAGAAUGCACAUAUAGCGUUGGACCUUGUCAUCCAGAGAUUGGAGGAGCAGUGGCCAGGUAGUAAGCUUGCCAAUUACAUGCGCAGGCACUUAGUGCUCGAUCAACAUCCACCACGGCCGAAGGACGUGCGGCCAUCUACACCAUACGUAUUAGAUAUGAUGUUAGCACUCUACCAAGCUCUUCUCGAGAAACGAGAGCUCCGCUUUGCGCGACUAGUUUCAGCGCCACAAGAUACAGAACCUGCUGCCAUCUUCAUCAAACCGGAGCCAAAUGGUUGGAAGACUGAGCAUGCACUUGACAUAAAUCCCGACGGAGAGCCUAUGCUUGCGAAGGUUUUCACAAGCUGGGACAAGGGUCGUAAUUUUUAUGACAAGGAACGAUUGGCAAGUUUGGAAGUCGGCGUGACAUCCGACUUGGAACAUCAAGGGGAUGGGCAGGAGCGAGGUUGCUUCCUUUACAGCUACGGAUGGGUGAAUGGGGUUUGGUAUGCGGAAGGUGAUGCAAUGGAGACAUUUGUCUUUCCCCUCGCAGGAAUCACUGAACAAAAACAGCCUACAGAUCGUUCGUCGAGCAAUGAGGAAAGGAAGAGGAAGAGAGGAAUCGACACCUAA
This is a messenger RNA of Alternaria postmessia, 2166 nucleotides long. RefSeq lists its product as uncharacterized. The transcript has a single exon. The coding region runs from base 1 to 2166 and encodes 721 amino acids. The record is from RefSeq and is a predicted model, not a curated record. Lineage: Eukaryota; Fungi; Ascomycota; Dothideomycetes; Pleosporales; Pleosporaceae.